AUGUCAGUGCAUGAAGCGAGCGAACCAUGUUGGAUUAAAGCAACAGGUCAAGUAUACGAUAAUUUAACUAAUUUUCUUUGUCAGUUUCAAAAUAUGAUCAUAUCCAUUAUUAAUACGCAACGGUAUAAUCCAAAUUUCCAUUUCAAUAAUUUUUUAAUUAUUUCUGAACGUAUAAGCCAAUUACAACAUGCACUCAAUUGUGAUCCAUAUUCAAUUGAUAUGAAUUAUGUUAGUCAGUUUUUGAGUGAAUUAAGUAUGUUUACGUAUGAAUUGGGCGAAAGACAGAAUGAGAGUAUAAAUAAUGAUUUACAUGUUCAACAGGUAAAUUUAUUUUUAAAACUGACUAAUAAGUUUGAAGAUGCUAUGAAAAUUAUGUAUUCACAACAGAUUAUGCAACAACAAGGACGAACUGUUUGUGAUAAUGAUGGUAGUUUGUAUUUCUCUUCAUUUGGGGCUCCUGUAUGCUGCAUGCCUUAUUAUGAAUAUUGCGUUACUGCGUCUAGUGCGAAGAAUAAAGAAAAUCGACAUAAAAACGAUUAUGAUAAUUCACAACAUUCGACAGAAGAUCUUCAUCGAUUUAUUCCAAUGAAAAUAUUAUCUCGAGAAGGUUCUGAAUCCUCUAUUGAACGAUCAACGAUAAAUCUCUCCCGUAUGUCAACUUUGAAAAAUGGAGCUGGGAAAUUUAAUCAUAAAACAUUAGGCAGCACAUCAGAAACAACUCCUCAGAGUCUAAAAGCGUUGAACGAUACACCAUCAUUUCGCACGGCGACAACAGUGACACCAAACCAGAGAGCAUUUGGUAAAAAAUCAGAUUUACUACCGAAAAAUUGGACAUCAACGCAGUCUGAUCAUUUUGCCGAUGCACUAGAUAGUCGAAUCAGUUUAUCUUCAACCGUUCAACCGUCAACUAGUCAACAGUCUAAAAUGUUAAGCGAUAAAGAUCGAGCCUCUAAUAUUGUGUUUUCGAUUAAUGGAAGUGAGGAGAGUCUGGAUGAACUCAAUCUAAUCGCUUUGCCUGAUCCAGAGUCUGAACUACCUUCCUUCUCGUCACAUCCAAGCGAGCGGAGUCCCGUCGAUUCUAUAUCAGAAGGAUCAACGAGAAUAUCCGACUUUAGAAGGCCAGAAAGAAAAGGGCAGUCAAAUGUAAAAAGUGAAAGUUUUGGUGUUAACAGAGACAUCUCGAUCAACAAUAUAAUCAGUGGUUAUCAUAAUGCAUUCAAAGGAAGGAAUACUAUUGAUGGAAAACAAUCUGAUACCAGCGGAAAAGCAUCACAAGUCAGAAAGAAAGAGUCCUUGCCCGGUCGACCGUUAACCUCGACUUCUGCACUAAAUGAUUCUAAAAAUGGUCGUUCUCGACGCACCACAAACGAAAAUAGCAUGAUAGUUAGUGAAAAAUCGACGCCGGUCACAUCAAAACAAUCAAAAACAGGAUUCAUUCAAGAUAGUACCUUGACACCCUCACUAAGCAAUGCGUAUACGUCUCGCGUUAAUUCAGCACGUUUUUCUGAACGUGAAUUGUCCUUACCUCAAUACGCACAUCACUCACAAAAACACAAUAGAGAAGAACAACAACAAGCACAGAACAUUCGCAACGAACUCUUAUUCGCUCUGGGAACAAAACAAAAGAUGAAUGAAACCACACUGGUACCAGAUAUCUCGGAUAUUUCACUGUUGAGUGUAGAAAGUCCACAAGAUAAGAAAAAACAAAAGUCAAAAUCAUCUUCUUACUCGUCAUUUGUCUCCCAUUAUUAUCCCGUAACAUCUGAGAACAUUCAAACAACUAAAAUAUCCAUAUGUAAUGAAAAAGAAGAACAAGAUAAUCAGAAUCGAAAUCAACAUAAAAGUAUUCAACCGUCGACGUUAUUGCAAAAUUUCGCUGAACAUGAUGCAACAAAAGCACAAAAUCAACAGCAGACGAAACUCUAUAUGAAAAUGAACCAUGUCGAAACAUCAAUGGGUUUAGAUGCUGAGGUUGUUAAGAAAAUAGCAGUAACAUCAAAAAAAAGAAAUAAUGAUAUUGAUCCAAAAGAUACACUUUUUAAAUAUUCAAAAAUUUAUAGUGCUGAAAAAUUGCAACGCCUUAGUAAUUCGAAUGAAAGUCUACCAAGUAGUAACUAUCUUUCGAAAUUGACACGUUGUUUUCGGCGUUUUAGAAAUUCUUCGUUAAUCAAAUAG
This is a messenger RNA of Didymodactylos carnosus, 2175 nucleotides long. The record is from the annotation of a GenBank genome assembly. NCBI's taxonomy places the organism in Eukaryota, Metazoa, Rotifera, Eurotatoria, Philodinida, Philodinidae.